UAAAUGUAUUAAAGGAGAUUUUUAGGGUAAUUAUUUUUCUUUAAUAUUCUGUAUAUAUUAUAUAUGUGUGUGGAGAAACUGACCAAGAUACAGUUUUCUGCUGGGAAUUCUGAGAUGGAUUAUACAUUUAAUGCCAUCCCUGAAGCACUGACUUUUAAAAACACUUUUUAGAAACGAAUACAUUUUAAAGUUUUAGAAUUUUCAAAUAAAUAAUAAUAAAGACAGGAGCCCCAUAAAAAAACAAGCAACCAUGUCUGGAGAAGUGCGCUUGAGACAGCUGGAACAGUUUAUUUUGGAUGGGCCAACUCAGACAAAUGGGCAAUGCUUUAGUGUGGAAACCUUGCUGGAUAUACUCAUCUGCCUUUAUGAUGAAUGUAAUAAUUCACCCCUGCGGAGGGAAAAGAAUAUUCUGGAGUAUCUAGAAUGGGCCAAGCCUUUUACUUCUAAAGUGAAACAGAUGCGAUUGCAUAAAGAAGACUUUGAAAUCUUGAAGGUGAUUGGCCGAGGAGCCUUUGGGGAGGUUGCAGUAGUCAAGUUGAAAAAUGCCGAUAAGGUAUUUGCCAUGAAAAUAUUAAAUAAAUGGGAGAUGCUGAAAAGAGCUGAGACAGCUUGUUUUCGAGAAGAGAGGGAUGUAUUAGUGAAUGGCGAUAACCAGUGGAUUACAACAUUGCACUAUGCCUUCCAGGAUGAAAACUAUUUAUACCUGGUUAUGGAUUACUAUGUUGGUGGUGACCUGCUUACCUUGCUUAGUAAAUUUGAGGACCGGUUACCUGAAGAGAUGGCUCGCUUUUAUUUGGCUGAAAUGGUGAUAGCAAUUGAUUCUGUACACCAGCUGCAUUAUGUCCACAGGGAUAUCAAGCCAGAUAACAUCCUGAUGGAUAUGAAUGGACAUAUUCGGUUAGCAGAUUUUGGUUCAUGUCUAAAACUGAUGGAAGAUGGAACGGUUCAGUCUUCAGUGGCAGUUGGAACACCAGACUAUAUUUCUCCAGAGAUCCUGCAGGCCAUGGAAGAUGGGAAGGGAAAGUACGGUCCUGAAUGUGACUGGUGGUCUCUUGGUGUUUGCAUGUAUGAAAUGCUUUAUGGAGAAACUCCCUUUUAUGCUGAGUCCCUGGUGGAGACCUAUGGAAAGAUAAUGAACCAUAAAGAGAGGUUUCAGUUUCCUGUCCAAGUGGCAGAUGUGUCUGAAAAUGCAAAAGACCUGAUUCGAAGGCUCAUCUGCAGCAGAGAGCACCGACUUGGACAGAAUGGAAUAGAGGAUUUUAAGAACCACCCAUUCUUUGCAGGGAUUGACUGGGAUAACAUUCGAAAUUGUGAAGCACCUUACAUCCCUGAAGUCAGCAGUCCAACGGAUACAUCAAACUUUGAUGUGGAUGAUGAUUGUUUAAAGAAUUCUGAAACAAUGCCCCCACCAACACAUACUGCAUUUUCUGGCCAUCAUCUUCCAUUUGUAGGAUUCACAUACACAAGUAACUGUGUCCUUUCGGAUUGCAGUAGUUUAAGAUUUGCUGCUGGGCAACCUGUUGUAGAUCUUGAUGCCAGCGUUCAAAGGACACUUGAGGAUACCUUAGCCACAGAAGCAUAUGAGAGGCGAAUAAGACGCCUGGAGCAGGAAAAACUUGAACUUAGUAGAAAACUUCAAGAAUCAACACAGACAAUCCAGGCCCUACAUCACUCAACUGUAGAUGGUCCAUUAACAGCAAGCAAAGAUUUAGAAAUUAAAAGCCUAAAAGAAGAAAUUGAAAAGCUGACAAAACAGGUGAAUGAUUCUGGACUACUUGAACAGCAACUUGAAGAGGCCAGUUCUGCAAGACAAGAAUUAGAAGAUGCUGCCCGACAAAUCAAAACAUAUGAGAAGCAAAUCAAAGCAUUCAAACAAGAGAAGGAUGAUCUUAAUAAGGAACUGAUUGAGUCUAAUGAAAGAUUAAAGACCCAAACCAAAGAGCUGAAAGAUGCACACAGUCAACGGAAGCUGGCUAUGCAAGAAUUCUCUGAGAUGAAUGAGCGACUUACUGACUUGCAUUCACAGAAACAGAAACUUACCCGUCAAGUCAGAGAUAAAGAAGAGGAGAUGGAAGUGGUGAUGCAAAAGGUGGAAAGUUUGAGGCAAGAGCUACGCAGAACAGAGAGAAUGAAAAAGGAACUGGAAGUUCAUGUUGAGGCUGCAGCUGCUGAGGCAUCCAAGGACAGGAAAUUGCGUGAACGAAGUGAGCAGUACUCUAAACAGCUGGAAAAUGAGUUAGAUGGACUAAAGCAGAAACAAAUUGGUCGCUCUCCAGGGGUGAGUAGCACAGAACAUCAACAAGAGAUCACCAAAUUAAAGGCUGAUUUGGAAAAGAAGAGUGUUUUUUAUGAAGAGGAGCUAUCCAAACGAGAAGUGAUACAUUGUAAUGAAAUAAAAAACCUGAAGAAAGAACUGCAUGAUGCAGAGAGCCAACAGCUUGCUCUUAAAAAGGAGAUCCUGAUCUUGAAAGACAAGUUAGAAAAGACAAGGAGAGAAAGCCAAAGAGAAAGAGAGGAGUUUGAAACUGAGUUUAAACAGAAAUAUGAACGGGAGAAGAUCCUGCUGACAGAGGAGAACAAAAAACUUUCCAAUGAGCUUGAUAAGCUUACAGCUAUGUAUGAAAGACUGAGUAUGAAUAACCGGCAGCUGGAAGAAGAGGUGAGAGAUCUUGCUGACAAAAAAGAAUCCGUAGCACACUGGGAGGCUCAGAUUACCGAGAUCAUCCAGUGGGUCAGUGAUGAGAAGGAUGCUCGAGGCUAUCUUCAAGCCUUAGCCUCCAAAAUGACAGAAGAACUAGAGGCCCUGAGGAACUCCAGUUUAGGUGCAAGAGCAACAGACAUGCCCUGGAAGAUGCGCCGCUUUGCAAAACUGGAUAUGUCUGCAAGGUUAGAGCUACAGUCAGCCUUGGAUGCAGAAAUACGAGCCAAACAAGCAAUUCAAGAGGAGCUGAAUAAAGUUAAAGCUUGCAAUAUUGCAUCAGAAUGCAAACUACAGGAAUCUGAGAAGAAGAACUCUGAGCUGUUGUCAGAAAUAGAAAGACUGAAAAAAGAAACAGAAGAACUCAGAUCAGAAAAGGGUGUAAAGCACCAAGACUCACAGAAUUCUUUCUUGGCAUUUUUGAAUGCUCCUACCUCUGCUCUGGAUCAAUUUGAAAUUGAUUCUGUUGAAAAUUUUACCUUAUCUAAUACGCCUUCACGGGAUGAAGAUAUCAAGUGUCACCUUCAUUCAAGAUCUAGGUCCCCUUCCACAGCUAGUGACAUUGAACCAAUUGAGGUUUCAGAUCAUCCCUUGCGUCCUGUUCAUACACCAACUGUGAGAUCACCAUAUAUUGGUUCAGGACUCUCUGUGCCAAAGCCUAAGGCCCAUCAGUUUGUAGUGAAAUCCUUUAAUACCCCUACAAAAUGUAAUCAGUGUACAUCUUUGAUGGUUGGCUUAAUAAGACAGGGCUGUACUUGUGAAGUAUGUGGAUUUUCAUGCCAUGUGACCUGUGCAGAUAAGGCACCAGCAGUGUGUCCUAUCCCACCUGAACAGACCAAGGGUCCUUUGGGGAUUGACCCACAGAAAGGCAUAGGAACUGCUUAUGAAGGGCAUGUCCGAGUCCCUAAACCAGCUGGAGUAAAGAAAGGAUGGCAGAGAGCAUUGGCUGUUGUUUGUGACUUCAAGCUCUUCCUUUAUGAUAUUGCAGAAGGAAAAGCGUCGCAGCCCAGUGUGGUAGUGAGUCAGGUUCUUGAUAUGAGGGAUGAAGAAUUCUCAGUCAGUUCAGUCCUGGCUUCUGAUGUCAUCCAUGCAAAUCGAAAAGAUAUCCCCUGUAUCUUUAGAGUUACAGCUUCCCAACUAUCGGCAUCUAGUAACAAAUGUUCAAUCCUGAUCCUGGCUGACAGUGAGAAUGAAAAGAGCAAAUGGGUAGGAGUCUUGAAUGAGUUACACAGGAUUUUAAAGAAGAACAAGCUCAAAGAUCGUUCAGUUUAUGUUCCCAAAGAGGCCUAUGACAGCACCUUGCCUCUCAUUAAAACGACACAGGCAGCAGAAAUCAUAGAUCAUGAAAGAAUAGCCCUAGGCAACGAAGAAGGAUUAUUUGUUGUACAUGUCACCAAGGAUGAAAUAAUUCGUGUUGGUGACAAUAAAAAAGUCCAUCAGAUUGAGCUCAUCCCAAGUGAACAACUUAUUGCAGUGAUCUCAGGACGAAACCGUCAUGUACGGCUAUUUCCUAUGACAGCCCUGGAUGGACGAGAGACUGAUUUUUAUAAACUGGCAGAGACGAAAGGUUGUCAGACUAUAGUUUCAGGACAAGUGCGCCAUGGAGCCCUUACUUGCUUGUGCGUGGCAAUGAAAAGACAGGUCCUCUGCUAUGAACUAAAUCACAGCAAGUCACGUCACAAAAAGAUUAAAGAGAUUCAAGUGGCUGGGAAUGUCCAGUGGAUGGCAAUCUUUAGUGAGCGGCUCUGUGUGGGCUACCAAUCAGGAUUCUUAAAAUACCCUUUGCAUGGAGAAGGAAACCCACAUAGCUUGCUUCACUCAGAUGAUCACACAUUGUCGUUCAUUGCACAACAGCCAUCUGAUGCCACCUGUGCAGUUGAAAUCUCAAAUAAGGAAUACCUGCUGUGUUUUAGCAGCGUGGGGGUUUAUGUGGACUGCCAAGGCCGAAGGUCGAGGCAACAGGAACUGAUGUGGCCUGCAACUCCUUCUUCUGCCUGUUACAAUGCCCCAUACCUCUCAGUAUAUAGUGAAAAUGCAGUUGAUAUAUUUGAUGUGAACUCCAUGGAGUGGAUUCAGACUAUCCCCCUCAAGAAGGUACGCCCUUUAAACACAGAAGGAUCACUAAACCUGUUGGGACUAGAAACAGUUCGUUUAAUAUAUUUCAAAAACAAGAUGGCAGAGGGUGAUGAGCUGGUAGUUCCUGAGACCUCAGAUAACAGCCGGAAGCAAAUGGUCCGGAAUAUCAACAAUAAGCGGCGUUACUCAUUCAGAGUGCCUGAGGAGGAGAGGAUGCAACAGAGGAGGGAGAUGCUCCGAGAUCCAGAAAUGAGAAAUAAAUUAAUUUCUAAUCCAACCAACUUUAACCACAUAGCACACAUGGGCCCAGGAGAUGGCAUACAGAUCCUCAAAGACCUGCCUAUGAACCUUCGACCUCAGGAAAGUCGGACCAUGUUUAGUGGCUCAGUCAGUAUCCCAUCGAUUACAAAAUCUCGAACUGAACCAGGACGUUCCAUGAGUGCUAGCAGUGGCCUGGCAGCAAGCAUGUUUCUAGGAUCGUCUGCACAAAAUGGCAGUGCUUUGCGAAGGGAAUUCUCAGGAGGUAGUUAUGGAGCAAAGCGUCAGCCGAUGGCAUCCCCUUCAGAUGGCUCCUUGUCUUCUGGUGGUUUGGACCAGGGCAGUGAUGCACCAGCGAGGGACUAUGAACGAGAGGACUCUGACUCUCCAAGACAUUCAACAGCAUCUAACAGCUCCAACCUGAGCAGCCCUCCCAGCCCCAUCUCUCCUCACAAGACUAAGAGCCUCUCCUUGGAGAGCUCUGACCAUGUGAGUUGGGACACAUGAACUGCUUCAACAUUCAGAUUUGACUUCUCAGCAGCUUAUUGUCCCCAUGACUCUCCGUUUGUUCUCGCUGACAUCACACCCAGCUUCCCUCCAGAAUCAAACUCUAGGAGGGGGAGGGAUGGGAGGAAAAGAAUAUAUUUGCCUUCUCUGGCACAAGCAGUGUAAGUAACCUCACCACUCCUUCCCCCUCAUUCAAUAGUAGUGGCAAACAAGAGAAAACCUUGGUGGAGGGGAAAGGGAGGGGUUAGUAUACAAGAGAUAUUGGUAUAUUUGUAUUAGUAUUGAUUUUAUUUCAUAGGAUUACAGCUGUUUCCAUUAUUAUGGGCAUAUUUAACACUACAUUACCACUCUGAACCGAACAAAGUAGUGUGGGCAGACCAAAACUGAAUCUGUAAAAGAAGAAUCAGAUUUUUGCUCUCACACACAGUAGUAUCUCAUUAUAUUUUUACAAAAGUAGCACAGCAACACUCCUCCAUCUCUGGUGAUGGAGCGAAAUUAGCCCUGCAAAGGGCACAUACGCACGCUUUCAGCCAGACACUGUUUGAAUGUCAAUCUGAUUGUUGCCAGCAAAUCCUUAUUGAUUUAAAAAAUGAUGCAUAUUUUACUACAGUACAGAAUUUAAAUACACAAAAUUAAGAGUUAGUACAUAUGUAUAUAAUAAAAGAAAAAGCAUUGUGAUGCAGUGGAAGAUAGAUUCCUGUUUAAGAGAUCCUUUAAUUUAAGAAGGCUUGUGUUGUUCCCUUUUUCAUACUAAAUAAUCUACAUAUUAGGGGUGUGAUCUGAAUAUAGAACAUGGCACUGGGUAAAACCGUAUAGUCUGGAUGAAAAGUCCCUCUUCACAAUUGUUCUGAUAUUUGUUCUUCUCAUUAGAAGAACUAAAGCCAUAAUCCGCACUUUUUAAAAUAUAUCUAUAUCUUCUGCCUUCUAUGAGAAAGUAAACCACUCCAUUUUACAAGGAAAACCCAUAAUUUAACAGUCUACAAGCAUGAAGUAGGCACUUUGUUUAAGUCAAUUUAUUGCAGAAUCAAUAUAUAGCCCCAAGCAACAAUGGAGCAGAUGGAGCAGUCAGUGGAAACGGCUAAGAUGUUCUUGAGAGGGUUUCGAGCUGGGCUUUCAAUCCCAACUGGCCAUUCAAUAGCUGUUAUGGUUAUUAGCAAGAUUUUAAUGGACAACAUACAUCAGCAACUCUAGUUCUGAAGUAGAAUCUUCUGGAAAAAAAAUAUAUAUAUAUAUGCUGUAUCACACUGAAUAAUCCUGUCCCUAGCCUGAUAAUUUGCUAGAACAUUUGAUGGCUGAAGAAUUCUGUUCUAAAGAUGUUCAUUGUGGUCAUUUUCUUACCUCCACCCCCCUGUCCCAACUCAAUGCAUAUCUAAUGUUAUUAAUGCCAUAAAAUACUUUGAUGUUUGGAUCCAGCAGAGAAGCGAUUGACAUUGCAGAGCAUUCCUCUGUAGAGAGGAGGCUGAGCAAACUAUGGAGACCUAUCAUUGCUUAAAUAAACAGUGACAAAUGCAACAUGCAAAUAGAAAGCAAAAACAAGGUAACUGCCCAAUACCACCAAUAUCUACUUCAGUGUGGUUUCCAUUUUGAGACUGGAUUAAUGUGACUUUUCUUCUCCUUGGGAUCCUUACACUAUCAUAUGCCAUGACCAAGCUGGAAUGGAUAAAGAAUUUGGGGGUUUACUUUAAACUUAGGUUAGUUGGUUUCAUUGUAACUAAUAGGACAGAAAUUUUCACAGGUUCCCUCUGCAAAUUAUAUUAGUGCUAUUCAUACAGGGUGCAAGUUAAGCACCAUGAGAUACAGAUCUUUGACCAUCUAGCUGUGUUUGAGUCUGCUAGUAGUUGGUUCUGGGUCUUAUCUGCAUUGGUGGAUUGUCACAUCCAAAGCUAUCACUCAGUACUUUUAUACUGGGGGAGGGGAAUUCAAAACAUUUCUGUUAAGCAUCAUGUCCUAAUCCUGUCUGCCAGUUUUGGCUUGUCACAGUCUCUCAGUUUAUUUUAUGUAUCACACAGGAUCUUUGUGUAAACCCUAAAGGAUUUACAGUUUUGUGUUUCAUAGCAUCCAUUCAGCUACCCUAAGUUAUCUUCCAGCUCACUGAAGUUUGCAGAAACUGGCAGGGCAUAGGGAUGGACAUAACAGCCAUUGACAAUUACUGCUUCUGUACCAUUCAUUUCCAAAGCCCUCUUACCCUGCCAGCCUCUCCUCUUCCUUCCUGUGAUGCUGCUCAUCUCUCCUCACUGUUACACACAAAUGUCAGUCUAGCCUAAUGUUUUCCUCCUGUCAUUAUUUGUUUAAACAUCAUUUGGCCAGAGAGACCUAUGUCAAAAGUUAUUGUUUUGGAUGUCCUUCAAAGUACCUUGAGACAAAAAAUAGAGGUAAAUCUACAAUACAAAGGGACAUCCCACCACAAUAUUGCAGUGGGGUUUCCCUCAAAGUACCUUGGAAACUGAUCUGUGCUCCCAGAAGGAAAAGAAAGCAAGCACUUGCAUUUCUAUCCAAAAGAGAGUUAUAAGCAGAGGUGAAUGGAAAGAAAUACCGUCCCUAACAAUUACAUUUUAUAUUGUAUUGGGCCACUUCACAAAUUAAAAGUACUGCCUUUUGCAAAGAGGCCAACAGGUUGGGAUGUACAAGGGCACAUGCAACUACUUAUUUGUUAUGAACACUUGUUUCCCAUUACACCCACUGUGGAUGCUUUAAUAUCUGUGAUAUGGCUUGCUGGUGAAAUUGGGAUUUGCUGCUAUGUAUUGUUCAGAGUUUCCAUGCCUAUGUGAUAGUAAUUGUUCAAGCACUUUUAUAAUUUUUCACUGAAUCCUGAUUAAUUUGACUGUCUCCUUGUGUACAGAGUAUCAUCAGGCUAUGCUUUAUCUAAAUGAAUACAUUCUGUUUGGGCUGGUUCAGGCACCUUAUUCUUGAGGCCCAGUAAAUCAGAUUUCAGUCCUAAAAGAACAUCAGAUUGUACAUUUCUUGCCCAAGGCAUCAGUGUUUUUUCUGGCUUACGCACAAACAAAACAAAUAAUUAAUCUUCAUUUUCAGACACAUUCCUGGUGUAUUAUCCAUUUUUUAAUCUCCUGACUCAGUCUUUCAUUAGCUGGUUUCUUCUAAAGGUUGAUUUGUGCGUUAACUGUUUUUGUUCCUAGCCUGCAUUUUUUUUAGAACAGCAAUCUUGGUUUUGAAAAAAUUGCAGAUGACAUUUGUGCUAAACUCUCAGGUAUUUGAAAGCAGCAGGAUAUCUUCAUAGGAUAAACAUAAAAUGCAAUAAUUGUUUUGGGCAUGAGAUUCACCACAGAUACACCUUGCACGUCAACAGUUUCUGUUCUGAUAUGUUGCAAACUUUGGUGAUUGACUGAAUUCAAGAUGACAGUUUGGGGCCUUGAAUGUACAAAAACAUUGGUAUUUUAUCAGUUAGUUUUGUUUUAAAAAAAUAGUAGCACCUCAGUUUUGCUUUUUCCAAACCUGUCAGAGUGAAAGUAGGAAUCCAAAAUCUGACUUGUUGGGGUUUAUUUAGCCUUAGACAAUUUCACCACAGAUGUGAAAAAUUACCUCUGUACAACCAUGGUUCCAUACAUAGAUACCCAGUCCAGGGACCUUGGGAUGCACUUCCUAGAGGAGCUUAUGACAGCUGUUCAGCCCAAUGUAAAUAAGGCUUGCUGCCCAAUGCAAAUAAAACUAAUAUUUGGCACCAGUCUGUCCGACUCCAAAGUGUAGUCUUUGGGCUUUUCACUGAAUAUGAGCUUCUAACCCCAAGUCUACUAGGGGGCACCUGAGAUACUGUAGAUUUUUAACUUUUAAGACCAUGUGCAUUAAGGCAGUUCCACAACUGGUCAUCUUGUCUGUUUCCUUCUGUAUAUAAAAAAAGUCAUCCACCAUAAGAAAUUGUCUCGCGUAUGAGGAAGUAAUCCACAACCAAAAACUAGUGUUGGUAUUUCACAGCAAUUAUUCCUGCCUUUUUAUGUAUGACAGUUUCAUAUCAUUUAUUUUUUAAAAGGAUAUUUUUAGGAAUUUUUUUUCAUUGUAAUAUUAUUGUACAGUUUUGCAUGGCCUAGAUGUAAUCACUUUUUUUUGGUUUUAGAGUAUAAAAGCUGACAAGUGUGCGUGUGGGGAAAAGAUACUGCUUUUUGCCUCUUCUCACUCUUCUCAUUUUUGAUUUAUGCCCUCAGUGUUAUAGAGGACAUUGUAAGAGACUCUCUGCUCCAGAACAAUGAUGUAGAUUCUUUUGCACAAAAAUAUUUAAGGUGGCUCAGUCAAUGCUGUAAUAAAUGACUGCUCACCAAUAUUUUAUGUUGGUAACACUUAAUAUUAACCUACUUUGAUGUAUUGCAAUAAAACAGGGAACUAUUAGACAUACA
Molecule: messenger RNA, 9882 nt
Organism: Eublepharis macularius
Lineage: Eukaryota; Metazoa; Chordata; Lepidosauria; Squamata; Eublepharidae
Gene: CDC42BPA
Product: CDC42 binding protein kinase alpha
Exons: 37
Coding region: 251-5539 (1762 amino acids)
Biological process (GO): peptidyl-threonine phosphorylation; actomyosin structure organization
Cellular component (GO): actomyosin; cytoplasm; cytoskeleton
Molecular function (GO): protein serine/threonine kinase activity; ATP binding
Source: RefSeq, a predicted model, not a curated record